UUGAAAAAAGUCCUUAUUGAUCGGCUUUUCACGAAGCCUGUAAUUUAAAUUAUUUUGGAGGAGUUUAGUAAGGAAUAAGUAGACACAACACGAGAAGCAGACGAUAUCAUCCAUUCACUGAAGCUCGAAUCAAAGGUCCUGCGAUGGUGUUUAAUAUUUAUGUUGAUGCGUUUGGUGACUACGUUGACCAGAUUCUAUGGUCAAGAUGUCAACUUUUUACUCUCGCAGAGAUUCAAUCGGCAACCAACAACUUCGACGAGACUUUAGUUAUUGGUCGUGGAGGAUUCGGCAAGGUGUAUAAAUCUUCCACCAAUAACUUGUCAGAAGGUGAAGUUGCAAUUAAACGAUUGGAUGCCACGUCCACCCAAGGAGCCCAUGAGUUCGAAGCAGAAGUUGCAGUCCUUUCUAAGCUCAGCCAUGGUAGCCUCGUAUCCCUAAUUGGUUACUGCAAUGAAGAAAAAGAGAUGAUCCUGGUUUAUGAGUUGAUGCCGAAUGGGACACUUGAAGAUCAUCUUCGCAAACCUGAUUGUUGUUUAUCCUGGUUACAACGACUUGAGAUAUGCAUAGAAGCAGCUAAGGGUUUAGACUACCUUCACUGGGUUACAUCAACUGGAGUCAUACACAGGGAUGUGAAGUCAUCCAAUAUUUUAUUGUUAGAUGCAAACUUUAAUGCUAAGAUUUCCGACUUUGGAUUGGCUAAAACUUGUUCAAUAGAUCGAACUCACGUGAGCACCGCUGCGAAAGGGACAUUUGGGUAUGGAAAAUUGACGAGAGAAUCUGAUGUUUACGCGUUUGGGGUUGUGCUGUUUCAAGUUUUGUCAGGGAGAAAAGCGGUGGACAGAAGCCUUGAUGAUGAAGAGCAAUGGAGUUUAGCAGGUUGGGCUCAAGAGCAAAUCAAACAGGGAAAGGGAAAGGGAAAACUCGAUCGUAUUAUUGAUCCGAGACUGAUGGGGCAAAUCUCCAAAAAGUGCUUGAAGGAGUUUGCAAGCUUAGCAGGCCAUUGUUUGCACACGCAACCGAAAAACCACCCUACCAUGACGGAGGUUGUCAUGAAGCUCAAGUCUAUUCUUUCACAAGAAUUAAAAAGCAAAAGGGACAAUUCUGUUAUUGAUGAAGAGGGAAUCAUUAAGAAGCUAAGAUCUAUUUUCAAAGGUACAAUCUGCUUUGAUUCAACUUGAUGCUGCAAUAGGAAGAAUACAAAUCAAAAUACCUCAAAGUCAAUCUCCUUUGGUCCUGGAAGAUUUUGGCAGGGUAUCCGCCUAUACUCACCCCUAGAUUCACAAGGUUGACAUGAAUAAUGUCUUUCUUCACGGUCAUUUACAAGAAAUUGUCUUUGUGCAUCAGCCACCCAGGGCCGGUCCAAAUGGUGGGCAACCUGGGUGACCGCCCAGGGCCCACGUCUCUGUAAAAAUCUUUUUUUAAUUAAUUUUCUUUCGUGGCUAAUCAUAUAAGAAAACAUGUCAUCUCGUAAUUCAUUACCAUUAAAUAAAUUUGAUCGAGAACUAAGCGACAAGAAAUUGUCAGAAAAAUCCUAAUAUUUUUAAAAAAGUUUCAUUUUAUUCCCAAUUUUUUUUUAACAUAAAAGUCCCAAUUAUUUCAUUUUGACUCAAAUUCACAUUUUUUUUUCUUUUAACAGGAAAUGACAUAUUAUCGUGUAAAAUCAAAUAAUCGAGACUUUUCUGUUCAUAUUUUUUUUUGGACUAAAGUAAAACUUUUUUGAAAAUAUUAGAACUUUUCUGACAAAUUUCCACUAAGUGACUAUCCAAAUAGCCAAUAAAAAAGUUGAUACUUCUUUUAAAACAAUUAACAUAUUGCAUAAAAGAUGGAGUACUCGCCACUACUCUAUAGAAAUUGAGACGACUUAACCUUGGUCUGCAAGAAUAUCAAGGAAUUAUCACAAAAAAAACUUUUAAAAUUCAACAAUUUGAAUUCCAUCUAGUAGCCAUGUCUUAGUGUCUCCAUCCUACAUUUUUGGAUGGGUUCCAAACUUAUAAAAGAA
This is a messenger RNA of Lactuca sativa (garden lettuce), 1999 nucleotides long. Lineage: Eukaryota; Viridiplantae; Streptophyta; Magnoliopsida; Asterales; Asteraceae. The record is from RefSeq and is a predicted model, not a curated record.